CGUCCACGCCUCCCUAUAAAAGAAAGCGCGGCCGCCAGGCUGCGACCGCGGCCCCUGGGUUCGGAGACAGCACCAGCACUGCGCGUCAUGGUGCAGGCCUGGUAUAUGGACGACGCCUCGGGCGACCCGCGGCAACCCCACCGCCCGGACCCCGGCCGCCCGGUGGGCCUGGAGCAGCUGCGGCGGCUCGGGGUGCUCUACUGGAAGCUGGAUGCUGACAAAUACGAGAAUGAUCCAGAAUUAGAAAAGAUCCGAAGAGAGAGGAACUACUCCUGGAUGGACAUCAUAACCAUAUGCAAAGAUAAACUACCAAAUUAUGAAGAAAAGAUUAAGAUGUUUUACGAGGAGCAUUUGCACUUGGACGAUGAGAUCCGCUACAUCCUGGAUGGCAGUGGGUACUUCGACGUGAGGGACAAGGAGGACAAGUGGAUCCGGAUCUUCAUGGAGAAGGGAGACAUGAUAACGCUCCCUGCAGGGAUCUAUCACCGCUUCACAGUGGACGAAAAGAACUACACGAAGGCCAUGCGGCUGUUUGUGGGAGAACCGGUGUGGACAGCGUACAACCGGCCCGCUGACCAUUUCGAAGCCCGCGGGCAGUACAUGAAAUUUCUGGCAGAGACGGCCUAGCAGUGCCUCAUAAAGGUCCCCAAUAUGAUGACUGCGCAGCAAAUCAAUCAUUUUCUCUUUGCUUUGCUCGAGGCUAGGUUAUCUUUCCUUUGUAAGAUUAUUUGAUCAGAAUAUUUUGUAUUGAAAGGAUCUAGAAAGCAAC
Messenger RNA from Nomascus leucogenys (northern white-cheeked gibbon), 769 nucleotides. RefSeq names its product acireductone dioxygenase 1 (gene ADI1). Gene Ontology annotation, molecular function: acireductone dioxygenase [iron(II)-requiring] activity. The record is from RefSeq and is a predicted model, not a curated record. NCBI's taxonomy places the organism in Eukaryota, Metazoa, Chordata, Mammalia, Primates, Hylobatidae.